Epinephelus lanceolatus (giant grouper) is the source of this 4937-nucleotide messenger RNA. RefSeq names its product cleavage and polyadenylation specific factor 6 (gene cpsf6). NCBI's taxonomy places the organism in Eukaryota, Metazoa, Chordata, Actinopteri, Perciformes, Serranidae. Gene Ontology annotation, molecular function: RNA binding. The record is from RefSeq and is a predicted model, not a curated record.
GUUUGUGGCUCAGCGCCGCUCUGCACAGCCGGGCGGAGAGAGGCGACGGGUCAGAGGAAAAUGGCGGACGGUGUGGAUCACAUCGAUAUCUACGCCGACGUAGAGGAGGAAUUCAACCAGGAAGCGGACUACCCAGUCCAUGAACAGAUUGACCUGUACGAUGAUGUAAUAUCCCCAUCAGCCAACAAUGGAGAUGCGCCAGAAGACCGCGACUACCUGGACACACUGCCUACCCCAGGUGGCUCAGAGGGAGGGAAGAGUGCCCCACCUAACGUGGUGUACACAUACACAGGCAAAAGGAUUGCCUUGUACAUAGGAAACCUCACAUGGUGGACGACAGAUGAGGAUUUAACAGAAGCUAUCCGGUCGGUAGGCAUUACAGAUGUGCUGGAGAUCAAGUUCUUUGAAAACAGAGCCAAUGGCCAGUCAAAAGGGUUCGCACUGGUGUGUGUGGGCUCAGAGGGAUCAUCCAGGAAGUUAAUGGAGCUGCUUUCAAAGAGGGAGCUCCACGGCCAGAAUCCCAUUGUCACACCAUGCAACAAACAGUCCCUCAGCCAGUUUGAGAUGCAGUCACGCAAAAGUACCCAGUCAGGCCAGAUGUCUGGGGAAGGUAAAGCCGGUCCCCCUGGUGCUGGCCCUCGUGGGGGUUUCCCCAUGGGUCGAGGCAGAGGCAGGUUCCCUGGACCACCUGGCCCCGGUGGAGACCGCUUCCCUGGUCCCGUUGGGCCUGGAGGUCCACCACCGCACUUCCCUGGCUCGGGGAUGAGACCAGAUCUGAUUAGACACCAAGAUGGCCCUCUGAUGGAUAUGGGUUUCAAUCCCUUCCCGCCGGGGGGUAGGAACGGGAGCUGGCGUGGCAGAGGUGGGAUGCAGGGUCCCCCACGUCCCCCUCCUGGUCCACCUGGUCCCCCUGGUCCCCCAGGACCUCCACCUCCUGGCCAGGGCCUCCCCCCUCCCCUUGCUGGUCCUCCAAAUCGUGGCGAUAGGCCUCCUCCCCCUGUUCUCUUCCCUGGUCAGUUUGGCCAGCCUCCAAUGGGACCCCUGCCCCCAGGUCCCCCUCCUCCAGGUUACGGCCCUCCCCCUGGUCCCCCACCCCCUCAACAGGGCCCGCCACCCCCAGGACCAUUCCCUCCACGUCCCCCUGGCCCCAUCGGGCCCCCCAUGGCUUUGGCUCCACCUCCACACAUGCCAGGUCCCCCGCCAGGUGGACCACCACCAGCACCCCAUGUUAACCCUGCCUUCUUCCCUCCACCUGGUAACAACAACAUGCCCCCCAACGACAGCAGAGGCCCCCCUGGACCAAACGACCCAUACGGACGCCCGCCACCAUAUGACCGAGGGGACUACGGUCCUGGAGGCCGGGAGAUGGAAGCGUCACGGACCCCUCUGAGCGAGGCAGAGUUUGAGGAGAUUAUGAACAGGAACAGAGCCAUCUCCUCCAGCGCCAUAUCCAGAGCGGUGUCCGACGCCAGUGCAGCUGACUAUGGCAGUGCUAUAGAGACCUUGGUGACAGCCAUCAGUCUGAUUAAGCAGUCCAAAGUGUCAGCAGACGACCGAUGCAAGGUCCUCAUCAGUUCCCUGCAGGACUGUCUCCACGGCAUUGAGUCAAAAAGCUACGGUUCCGCCUCCAGACGAGAACGCUCCAGGGAACGAGACCACAGCCGCUCCAGGGAAAAGAGCCGACGCCACAAGUCCCGCAGUCGUGACCGGCAUGAGGACUAUUACCGAGAACGCAGCCGGGAGCGGGACCGCCACCGUGAGAGGGACAGGGACCGAGACCGGGAGAGAGAGAGGGAGAGGGAGUACCGUCACCGCUAGAUGAGAGCUAACGAGGAUCAAGGAUGGAUGGAAGGAAAAGGAGGAAGGAUUUCAGUGCGCCACCACCUCCCCACCCUGCAUGACCGGACAGGAUUACAACCACCACCUCUUCCUCCACCCCUCCAUCUCUCUUCUCCUCUCCGUCUCCACCCAUCCUUCUCUCUGUCUGUUCAUCUUGUCUGCCUGAAUAAGAGCAGUGGAUGGAAGACCCUGACCUGUGUAAGAUUAUGUUAUCCAAACAUCUAUACUCAUGGUAACUAAAGAUGAAAGAAAAGAAACUUUCCAAACAGUUCUUUUAUUUUUAUGAUGUUUUAUUUGACAUGAAGAUGAGUAUGUGUGAUGCUUCUUUGCAAAGAAACAAUAAAAUGGCCCACACAAUCCCCUAACUAGAAAACACAGACAUUACAUCCCGUUUGUUUUUUAUUUUUCCUUGGCUCGCUGUACUGUGUACAUUCAGUUUAGAGAUCAGUUUUUAUAGGGUACAUCUUUGAUGUGUUCUCCCCACCCUUCUCUCUCAUUCUCAUUUAUCCUUUUUGUUGUUAGUAUGUUUGUAAAUGUCUCUCUGCUUUUGAUUAAAAACUAGAUGGUGUUGUAAUAAAAAAUGUUUACCGAGGUACUCGAUGCAUUUGGUGAAUUCCUCUACAUGUUUGACUCAUUUAUAUUAAAUGUGUAUUUUGGACUGCAAACUGUUUUUCAUAUUGAAUUUGUCUACGUUUAGAUGAUCUAUUUUUUAGCUGUAUUAGCGUGUAGUUGUAUGUUUAGAAGGUAGAUCCCUGUUUUUAAGUCCCUUUUUAUGUUUUUUUUUUUCCUUUGUUUCUUCAAAUGGAUGAAACUUUUACAAGGUAAGACAAAUUAAAUCAAUGUACUUUUUUACAAUGUGAAUCGAUGGGUGGAUGGGAGGAUAUGUAGACUUGAACAAAUGAAAGGUCUGCAUGUAUGUGCAGCUCUUUGAAUCACACCGUAAACCAAAAAAAUACUUUUUACAAAGUGGUUUCUGUUGUAAUUGCAUUGAAAAACUCACCAAGAAAGAAAAAAAAAAACCAGUGUUUUGUUGUGAAAUAUUCAUCCUUAGAUUUAGAAAUCAAUGUGAGUUCAAGCAGCCAUUGUAGUUAAAGACCACAUGGAAUUGGUAAACCUUCAAGUAUCCGCUAAUCCCAUUUGGUGAUUUUCCAUUUCAAGUAAAUUAUUGUAUUUUUGCUCCUGUGUUUCACACCUAAUAUAUUUUUGUAUGUUCAUUUUUGACACUGCCCUGUCACACCAUAGAUGAACCUUUAAACACAUAAGGAAGAAGUUCAGUGGAGCUGGUUCAUAUGCAAUUUGUUAAAAUUGGAAUGUGCACCUUAACACUAACAUUGUUGUCAAAUGCCAGGCAACACUGUGAUACAAACCUUUCAGUUUGUAGUAUUUGAGAUGAUCAGUUUGACAAAUAAGCACUGUUACGUAUGAGAAUUGUCUCUAAUCCCUAUUUUUCCAGUUAGAAAAAAAGAAGCCCCUAUGUCCCAAUAUUUGACGUUGAAUCAAACUACUAGACCAGUUUUUGGAUUUCGGUAAAUAAAAAUGUGGAAGAAAGUUUUGUGGUGCUGCAACAGUGUUUCAUCAGGGGUGUCAUAUUGAUGUUUUUUUUUCAUUUGUACUCCAUCACAAAGAAAUGUUGAUAAAAUGAAAUCAAAAUGAACAUUGUGUCGUAAACACAACUUUUGAUUAUAUGCUACACAAAAGCUCUUAUUUUUUUAAAUCACAAAUCCCCUUUUGUGUUACUUAUUUGUCUAUUGGAGAUUAUUGGUUUUCUUUUCAAAUAUUUUUUUCUUUUCUUUUUUUUUUAUGUACUUAUCUUGGUUUAAAUCCAUGACCAUCCCCUGAUAUAUUGCAUGUCCAAAAGUAUUUGAUGACUGUAAAUAUUGUUGACACUAAUAUCCAUCCAUUCAUUGUAAUGGCUACAGGAAUCACUGAACUUAAAUGAAAAGGUGUAAAUCAGAUUGUAAUGGCUUCCAGACAUUUUUCAACCCCAGUGAUGCUCUUGAAAUGUAUUCAUAUUCUAAAAUAUACUUUUAGAGUGUUAUAUAUCAUUAAAUAUUGAUCCAUUUGUUCCCAUAACCUUGUGAACUCUGUAAAAGAGUAAUGAAACAUUGUAAAUUGGGUUUUUGUACAAAAAAACAAUGUUGAAAAUGUGGGAAAUUUUACACUCAAGGAAAAAUCUUAAUGCCAACUUGAACAGUACUUUAAAAAAUGGGCCCCUACAGCUGAAAUGUUUUUCAGUGUUUGUGGCUGAUUAGGAUCAUGUUUCCCUCUUUUUUGUAUCUUAAAGAGCUUGAUGCCUUACAACUUUGAGUCUGUCAUGCACAUUGACUUUUGUGAUCUGGGCAGACUCCCAGCAGUCAUUCAAUGUUAUCCUGAGCAGAGAUCUGAUCAGCCAGAAUAAGAACAUGUUUGUGCAGGGCUCUCGGUAAGAGUACUGUCACUUUGUAGUUGCCUUGUGCUGACCUCUCUCCACAGCGCCGAAGGUAAGUGUUUCAGGUCUACAUCACUACAGAGAAGGAAACAGUCCAGUCCAGCGGCAGUCUGGCUGACAUCAAGCCCAGGCCAAGCAUCGACGCAGCUGGAAAGUAUCUUUUGUGUGUUUUCAGUAUUUGACGUACAUGGUGUAAUGACAGGAUAUACAGUAGUAAUUAUAUAUUCUUCAGUUUUGUUUUAUGGCCUGUAAUGGAUAAUGUACAUUUUAUAGAAAUUUAGCCAUGUGUGACCCGACAUUGAAACUCAACAGAGGUGUAAUGUAGUAAGACUUUAUAUGUAUAUAUUUAAGUGGUCAUUUACAGUUUGUUUUUUAUACCUGUAAAUAUAAUUAAAUGAUCAGCAUAGCAAUGCAGACCUGUCCAGUAAAAAGCAGGACUUCUCAAUGCUGUAUGACAUAAGUUUCUAUCCUCAAUUUUAAAUGUAACUUGGGUUUUUAGAAGAAAAAAAAAAAGGGUCACAUUGAGAUUAUUUACAGUGGAGACUUGUCAUCUUGUAUUAAUGCUGGCAAUGUCUUGUUUUAUUUACACAUCUCCGCAGGUAAAGGUACAUCAUAACCAAAAGUAACCAAAUGGUCAUUGGUCCUAGAAAAUAAAACUAUUUGAAAGUCA